Molecule: messenger RNA, 5768 nt
Organism: Dermacentor andersoni
Lineage: Eukaryota; Metazoa; Arthropoda; Arachnida; Ixodida; Ixodidae
Product: N-acetylated-alpha-linked acidic dipeptidase 2-like
Molecular function (GO): carboxypeptidase activity
Source: RefSeq, a predicted model, not a curated record
GUUUCGUCGUCGGAAGCGCCGAGAAGGAAAAAACAAAGCCCGCGCCGCUUUUACGAGGUCGCCCAGGCGAGAGCCGGGGAGACGGGUCAAACCGCACCGCGGCUACGCCGUCGGCUUCGUGCGCGUCUCUGCUUCUGUCCGUUCGUUUCACUUGCGCUGCUGACGUCAGCUCGAGGACGCCGCGGCUGGUGAUGGUCACGUGACUGACCCCGCCCCCGCUGGCGUGCACGUGCUUCGUGCGACCUCAGCAACCUCGUGCGGCGCGCUCUGUGGUAGCGCCGCAUGGACGAGCGUCGCUUGCAUUACAGGGGAAGACCUCGGAACGCUGAGGCCGGCGCAGAAAUGAGGUCUCUUCAGAUGAGCUCCGGCUACCCCGAUGACUUCCGGUUUGGCUCCAUGGUCAGCCGAAAAUACUGCUGCGCUUCCGGCUUGGCCAUUUCCGUCCUCGGUGUCAUCUGUGGUGUCCUGCUGGGCCACUUCGCCAUGCGGGGUGGCAGCAGUUCCAAGUCGGAUCAACAUGGGAUUGCUGAAGCAGAAACAGUCGGCCAGGUUAGAACUGUUGAAGAAGACGUCAUGGCAUUUCUCAACAAGUACGACUAUGAGGCCAUGUUGCGGAGAUUCGUCGAAAUGCCAAAGCUGGGCGGUACAGAAGGCGAGCGCACUUCUGCCGAAUACGUGGCGAAGAUGUGGGAAACCCACGGCCUCGAAGACGUGCACCUGACCCCUUACAAGGCGUACUUCUCUCACCCGGACCCGGAACGACACAGCCAGAUAUCCAUCACUGACAGUGAGGGAAAGGUCGUGUAUUCGGUGACAAGGCAGAAGACGGGCUCCAUAGAGCCCUACCUAGCAUAUUCUGCCACUACCGGCAGUACACCUGUUGUGGCGGAGGUCGUCUACGCCAAUUAUGGGCGACCGGAAGACUUCGCUUACCUGCGCGAGACCGGCAUCAAUGUCACCGGAAAGAUCGUUGUCAUCCGCUUUGGUCGCGUGUUUCGGGGAAACAAGGUGAAAGAAGCGGAAAGGCAGGGUGCCUCGGCGGUCAUCCUCUACCCUGAUCCGGCAGACUACGCCCUCCAGCCUCAACGGCCUUUCCCGGAGUCGAUGUCUCUGCCGGCGUCAGCAGUCGCCUCUGGAACGCUCUCCCUCGUUAACGGAGACCCACUGACGCCCGUUUACCCAGCUACAGAGGACGCUUUCAGAAUACCUCUGAGGGAGGCAAACCUUCCUGGCAUCCCGGCCUUCACAGCAUCCUUCGAGGAAGCGGCCCAGAUACUGAGACGCCUGGCGGGCCCUCCGUCGCCCGAAGAGUGGACGGGUGACUUGAACAUCGGCACCUACCGCCUUGGGCCAGGUUUUACUGAUGCCAAGGAAAUGAAACUCGAAGUUCAUCUCAAGAAUGGUCUUGCGAUGACAUACAACGUCGUCGGAAAAAUAACUGGUGUGGAAGAACCUGAGAAACUGGUUUUGGUGGGGAACCACAGAGACGCGUGGACACCCGGCGCGUUCGACCCCGUCAGCGGCACGGUGGCAUUGAUGGCCAUCGCUGAAGCAUACGGCAAGAUGGUCCGGCAAGGUUGGAAGCCUCGUCGCACGCUCGUGUUUUGCAGCUGGGGCGCCGAAGAGUUUGGUCUCAUCGGAUCCCAGGAAUGGGCCGAGCAACAUCGCGUUCAGCUGAGUCAUCAAGCUGUGGCGUACUUGAACGUGGACAUCGCCGUUCAGGGAAACGGCACUCUGGAAGUGUCCGCCAGUCCUUUGCUGGCCCAUUUGAUCUGGCAAUCAUCUAAAAAGAUUCCGAAUCCGGACAAGGACGAAGUUGCGCACGGGAGGUCGUCGGUGUUCGACACCUGGCUUGUGAACUCGCCGUCGUUCAAUAAUCCUGACACCGAGCCGAGGUUCCUGGAUCUCGCGUCGGACAGUGAUUACGCGCCGUUCUUCCACGAACUUGGCAUUCCUUGCGUGGACGUUCGCUACGCCUGCCGUAACCAGAGUUUCGACUCCUGCCUACCACUUUACCACACCAUCUACGAGACGGAAAUGGCUUACAAGAUGGUCGACAAGGAAUUUUCGUUCCUUCGGGCCGUCACGCAGCUGCUGGCGUCGGCAGCGCACUUACUGGCGGUGCCGGCGCUGCUGGCCCACACGGUUCGGCCGUACGCAGCGGCACUCAACGAGAGCCUGGCCGAGCUGCGCGUGCUGUACGCCACGCACAUCGAGGACCAACGGAUCGACGUGGGGCCACUAGUGUCAGCCGUGGAAAGCUUCUCGAGGGCCGCCGAUGCUGUCGAGCAGGAGAGGCACCAGAGCAAGAGUUUCAGAGGCAUAAACAACAAGCUGAUGCUUUUGGAACGAGUGUUCAUCGACAGUCCAGGCGUUCUUGCAGGGAACAUGUACAGGAACCACACGUGGGCAAGCUACCUAAGCAAGCACGUUGUGUUCGGCGUCAGCUUCGAUGACGCCAACGUCGGGUCGCGGUUCACCGCCCUGAAGCGAGCCCUCGUCGAUGCAUCGUCACUUGCUACGCCGCUGAUAGCCUCGUUGACGUACCGCAUCAGGGCAGCUGCAGAGAUCCUCAUGGACGCGCUCUGAUGGAGCCUUGACGACAAACUCGAGUCAGAGACCGCAUGCGGCCGCAUCGGUUGUGCGCUGUUCAGGGAGGCUUGAAUAAGUGCCCUUACGCAGCCGCGGCGUUAGGCCUGCGCUGGCAACGUCGGCGCCCAAAGGUCAAAUUCACGACCAGACGGACGGAAUUCUUGAUGUGUCAUCAUACUACCUUCGGCCUCAUACUUUAUUUUGACGCUUGAAAACACCACUGGCUUUUCCAGCUGACACAGACCGUACGCUAAUUGCCACGUAGGGUGUACGCUGACCGAUUCCUUCUGUUUUAACGUCACUGCGGCUGACGGGAAGAAAAAAAAACAUACUGUGCAGCGUUCAAGCCAGCGGCCGCUUCUUUACUUCAAGGUGCUUUAUUGGAUGUAUUACGUUCACUUCGUAAGGAGACAGUGUACUUAAUAUUUGAAGACAGUGCAAAAGAAUUAGGGUUGCAAAAACUGAGUACAGCCCAAGUGCAUGUUGCAGAUCUUUGGUUACACCUUGAACAAUUUUCUUCUGGUUGCACGCCGUAGUGAGGGUUGCACUUCUGCAGUCACCUUCACUAAGGUAGGAUUAAAAGCAGGAGGCAAGUUUGUGCUAAGACCAUGCUUAGUAAGACGCGGCAAGUAUGCUCAUGGCGGAUGGUAAGAUUCUCCAUGCCUGAAGAGCACGUCGCCAACAUACUUCAUCGUGUCAAAUCUUGAGCCCCGAUUGUACUUCAAGAAAGCAGUGGCCAUUCAGAAGAUUCUUUUUACGAAAUUACUGGUGUAUAUUCGAAACAACUUGGUCAACUAGUGCUGCUGCAUUCAGCUUAUUUGUACGAAAACUGGCACACGAAAACGCGCCAUAACUUAGCGCCCAACAACGAAUGCAUUAUUCGGAAACUUUCUUAGCAUGUAAAAUGCGACAUCAUUGUUGUGUCCUCUUCCUUUUCACCCAGUUUGUACUUUCAAUGUAGGCUGCAUUCUUAAACUUCGAAUAACGCGCUGAGGAAAGGAUAAAAGCAAAGGGGAGACGUGCUACAACGAACUCGACUAUGCCCUAUAACCGUUUGGUCAUCUUCCUUUUGAUCGUGUGCUAGUUGUUUUUCAAACAUAUUUAUUAUCGCACCUUUCCCUCUCCUCUUUGUCGUGACGAUGUCGACUAGGCUGGACUACUUCUGCCACGUUAGAGUUGUGCCACAAGGCCCGUCACUUCCAGGUAAGCAAUGAAUGUAUCUGGUAUGCGCUUCCGCUAAUAGUGGUUUCGAACGAGUCGACUCCACUCUUGGAAUCUUGGUGAUGUGGAGAUGAGCCAGGAAAAAGCCGGACUUCUGGGUAAAUUGCACGUGAAGAGGACCCUAUCCCGCUCGGUGCGUUUGCCAACCCAGGCCUCCCGCUUUCUUGUUUGACUCAAUUCUCCACACUAGCACGUCAGCAUCCGGACGCAUGUGGGCGAAAGCGCAACUGACUUGUCGAAUCGGCCACUGCGGCUAUACCGGGCGAUGAACGAAAUCGCAAGAAAAUUUAUUCGCCCGUAAGCACGCGUACAAGUGUGGUACAUACUACUCUGUCAUCUAAUACCGGUGCUUGCAUUGAGUACAAUAUACGCGUCGCACAUCAAAUACAUCGUACUCGAUAUAAACAAAGGAGCAAACAAAGCAGUACAUGGCGUCUACUUGGGACAGGCUUUGCCAUGUCCACUUCAACAACACUGUUACAGUAUACAUGCGAAAACUAUUGUCAGCCUCGAAUUCAUGAAUGACAAUCGGGGCACUUGCAACUUACUCCGGCAAACAUAAUUUGGGCAUCAUUCUGCCUGAAUAAAAAUUUGCCUCGACAGAUGGUUAGGUACCGCGCAGACUGCAGCGGCGAAGAAACUCGGCGAAGAACAGCUGUUCUUCUAGACAACGCCAUACUAUCGCCCGUAGUUCGCGCAGUGUGAGUUGCGUUGCUUUAUUUUAUUGCCGAGAUUGCUUUGCAUUGUUGCGGAAGCGCCACUAAACGUGGCUAGCGCUUUAAUAGACGAGACUUGCAAACCUAUCUCGCCGCCGUGGUGGCCGCACGGUGGAUACUCCAAAACAUUCUUGCAACCAGCUUCCAGAAGGCGCGUGCUAUGACACACUCCUUCACCACAUGAGUGUUGGUCUCUUUUUGUGCACAGUGUAUGCAUUUAUCAUUUGGUAUCUUUUCACGGCGUUCAAGCCUGGCUCGUACGUAAAAUUCCCCGCUGAUGUUGCCAAUAAAAAUUUAAUCGAGACGGCAAAUCAGGUGAAAGCGCGGCUGUCCAUGUUUGUGUAGUAUAGCUGUGCCUGGAGGUAUGCAGCUGUCGCGCACAACAUUUCACAAAGCCCCGAAAUUGGUGUCGCACGCCACUUGCUAUUUGUUGUUUGUAGAAGCUGUCGCUGCUGGCUGACUCCGGCCGGCACUGAGCAUCUGUGGUGUGCGUGGUUCUGUCCAGCUAUCGCAACAGCGCGAUCCAAGUGUGCGCCAGUGAAAUACGUGCGUGUAUCGGGGAGCACAAUGUAUGGGUGUCAUAGGUAAACCUAGGGAUACGGGCUCGUUCCGAAUUACGUAUUCCUCACUCGGUACAAAAAGUUGAGUUCAUGGAUGGCAAUUCAACAAAACCAUACACUUACGGUUGCAUCCGUCUCGUUCCGAAAAUCUAGUGGGCCGAAUGAGUCGAAGCGUUUGUACUAUAAGCGAUGUUUCACUUGCGCGCGAUGCCCGGGAGUUGUCCGAAUGGUUUGCUGAAGUACGAGUCCCUUUCCCUUCGCUCCCGUAUUUAGCUCACUGUUUCUAAAUGCUUCAGUCAUAAACUUGCCCAAAUUCACGCCCUGCUGACGUGCAUUGUUUGACUUAAAGAGCACUGUAAAGGCAAGAGUCUCCUCUUUUAAUUUAAGUGUCAGUUAUUUAAUCUACUCCUUAGCUACGAAAGCACGUCAACCCCUUCUCACCUUUUCACGUGCUUUACUCUGUCAACGAACUGUGACGUGUGUGUGUGCUUUUUACAUCACAACUAGAAAAUGUGUGCUUUUGUAUUUGUGGAAUGUCAACCAGGUGGUUCUGUUUAUCAUGUACAGUUGCCGCUUAGGCUACACAUUUCUGUAAUUCAUUGCGUUCUAUUUUGCUGUCACAAUCUUCUUUUUUGUUGUUCUGCCACGAACACAAAGUUCAAUAAAACUUGAGAGUGAA